AUGAUAGGAUCACCAAACAAAUCCAGAUCCGCAUUGGUUUCAAAAGAUAUUAACUCAAGAGACGGAAGUCCAUGCAAAAAAAGUAAAAUAUCAGAAUAUUUGCCCCGUAAGAUAGUGAAAAAGAGGACACGUAGUCAAUCACCCAUUAAAAUAAGUAACAGAGAUAAUGCAACUGUAAUUACGAAAUCAUCUACAGUAGUAAAAAGCUCAAACACUCCGUCUCCUUUGAAAGUAAAACCUUUGUUGUCUGAACACUCAAACUCAUUAAAACCCCCUAAGUCCACACCUGCUUCCGUUCCACUUUUCCAGUUUUAUGAAGAGAGCAAAAGCGAACGAAAACAAGUUUUAUUUACUCAUAAGUUGGAAAUGUUAGCAAAAGAAACUGUUGAUGAAAAUGACGCAGAUAUAAUUAAAGAAAACUUAAAUCCAGAAACUUUUUUGAAUUUAACAAUGAGGGAUACUACAAGAUACCCAUUAAAAGAUUUGGAUAUAGAUGAAUUUAAAGGAUAUACAGAGGAUGUGCAUACAAAAGAAUUGUCCCAGUUAACACUUCAAUUGAAGCACAAGAAAACAUUGCCUAUAGACAUAACUCCACCAAGGUCCCGCAACUUAAGGGAGUUUUUCACCAAUUCCAGAUCCACUGGAAGUAAUGAUUAUGAUUAUACAUAUAAGCCCGCCUUUGGUUCUAUUUCUUUUACUACAGAUGAUAUAUCGGUGGAAAAAAUAGUUAAAAAAUUGGACUUUAAAAUUUACAGUAAUGAAGAAGAUGGUGAGAAUGAUGGCGAUGACGUAUUCUAA
Messenger RNA from Saccharomycodes ludwigii, 798 nucleotides. It is a transcript of the gene ACM1, whose product is annotated as Acm1p. The record is from RefSeq and is a predicted model, not a curated record. Lineage: Eukaryota; Fungi; Ascomycota; Saccharomycetes; Saccharomycodales; Saccharomycodaceae. Bases 1 to 798 code for a protein of 265 amino acids. The transcript has a single exon.